ACAACACUAACAACAGGGCAUAGGCAGGAGCGCCGUGUGUUUGAAUACCACUGCUGCCAAAACCGUUAUGGGCUAACCAUGUCAGACAACAGGCCUGAACACUGUCGCGGGAGCAGAGAGCACUUAGCAGCCCAGACAGUGUCUGACAGCCCAGCAAAACAGCUAGUUUCUCUCUCUCAGGAAACACACAUUACUGCUCCGCAGGCAGCCAGGCAUAAAGAGAACAAGGUGCCUAUUCUCACUCACUCCUUGGAGUUCUCCCUCUCCCUCGCUCCUAACAUUUGAGAUGGUGCUUUGAGUGUUGCUUUUCUGAGGCAGUCCUCGUAACAGGAUCAGAGAUCCGCUUUGCAGCUGGAACUCACUCACACUGUGAGACUGUGUGGAGGUCUGCUACAUGGAGAAUAAGCAUCCAAGUAAUGUUCCAGGUCUUAAAUCUCCCCAUGUCAUCUGCACACUGUCCUUCCACACAAGUACCCCAGCCUCCAACAAACAGGACUUCUACGCGGUGUUGGAGGUACCACGCACUGCCACCCAGAAAGAGAUCAAGAAAGCGUAUUAUCAGAUGGCUAAGAAGUAUCACCCUGACACCAACAAGGAAGACCCUAAGGCCAAGGAGAAAUUUGCUCAGCUGGCUGAAGCUUAUGAGGUGCUGAGUGAUGAGGUGAAGAGGAAGCAGUAUGACGCGUACGGGGUGGCAGGGUUCGACGCCAGCCAGGCGGGCGGUGGUGGACACCAGCAGUACUGGAGCGGACAGGCCAACAGCGUGGACCCAGAGGAACUGUUCCGCAAGAUCUUUGGGGAGUUCUCUGGAAACCGUGGCUUCGGCGACUUCAAUGCCGUAUUUGAUCAGCCCCAGGAGUUUAUCAUGGAGCUGACGUUCACCCAAGCUGCCAAGGGGGUCAACAAAGAGAUGGCGUUCAACACUGAGGCCAGCUGCCAGCGAUGUGAUGGCAAAGGGAGCGAGCCUGGCACCAAGGUUGUGCACUGCCACUACUGCAACGGCUCUGGCAUGGAGACGGUGAACACGGGCCCCUUUGUGAUGCGGUCGACAUGCCGUCGGUGUAAUGGAAAAGGCACUGUGAUCUCCACCCCAUGUAACUCCUGUCACGGGACCGGACAGACCAGACAGAAAAAGACAGUAAUGGUCCCUGUCCCAGCAGGUGUUGAGGACGGUCAGACGGUCAGGAUGCCUGUGGGGAAGAAGGAGGUGUUCAUCACGUUUCGGGUCCAGAAGAGCCCAGUUUUCAGACGGGACGGCGCAGACAUCCACUCUGACGUGCUGAUCUCUGUGGCUCAGGCUGUACUGGGGGGCACGGCCCGGGCACAGGGCCUCUACGAGACAGUCAACCUCUCGAUCCCUGCUGGGAUCCAAACAGACCAGAGGAUCCUCCUCUCUGGGAAGGGCAUCGCACGGAUCAGUGGCUAUGGAUACGGAGAUCACUACGUCCACGUCAAAGUCCGAGUCCCCAAGAUCCUGACAGACAGACAAAAAGCUCUGCUCAUGAGCUACGCAGAGGAUGAGACUGAAGUGGAGGGGACAGUCAAUGGUGUCACAAGCACCACUGCAGGUAAAAGGUCCACUGGGAACUGAGGCGAGUGUCCGAGGGUAGAGAGAUGAUGCCCUAAGAAGACAGCCACAAGGAGAGACCAGAUAUGGGGACAGGUGGUGGGGGAGUGUUGGAGGGAUGAUGUCUACUGGACAAGACUAGUUACCCCAGAUCUACCUUCACAGAUCUCCUUUCAUCCUUGAUCAGUUACAUAGCAGUGGAAGACAAUGGACUGAAACAGACUCAAACAGAAUGUGGUCCUAACUCAUACCUGCUGCCUAAAACACAAAUCCAAGAGGAAAUAUGCUCUGGAAGUACCAGGAAGUGACUGCCCCUUAGGCAUGUAAUUUUUUGGAUGGUGUUAAAUGUGCAAAAAUGUUGCGCAAUGGUAUUCAAACAUAUCAUAAAAGGCAUUGGGCAGAAGUAAAUUCAUCCACAAAUAUAAUUCUACAUCUUAAAUGACCACAUGUUCAAAAGAUUGGGGUACGUGAUCCGUACGUAAAGCGAACGGGCGGCAAAUUUAACAGGGUAUUCCAUAGAUGUUCCUAAUGUUCCUGUCCAUCAGAUUCCUAACCGUGUGAUAGCAGCGCAGUCAGUCACUCAAAGUAUGGUCUGUGCUGUCUGAGGAAUGCACUGUUGCCAGUGAUGGCUAAAAAAAUCAUGGAUAUACGAAACAUUAGACACCUCCAUAAUAUUGAGUUGCACCCCCUUUUUCCCUCAGAACAGCCUCAAUUCAUCAGGGAAUGGACUCUACAAUGUGUCAUGCGUUCCACAGGGAUGCUGGCCCAUGUUGACUCCAAUGCUUCCCACAGUUGUGUCAAGUUGGCUGGAUGUCCUUUGGGUGGUGGACCAUUCUUGAUACACACAGGAAACUGUGAAAAAACCCAGCAACACUGCAGUUUGUGACACUGGUGCGCCUGGUACCUACUAUCAUACCCUGUUCAAAGGCAUUUCAAUCUUUUGUCUUGCCCAUUCACUCUCUGAAUGGUACACACACACAAUACAAGUCUGGUCUCAAAGCUUAAACUUCCUUCUUUAACCUGUCUCCUCCCCUUCAUCUACACUGAUUGAAGUAAAUUGAAGUGUCAUUAAUAAGGGAUCAUAGCUUUCACCUGGUCAGUCUGUCAUGGAAAGAAGUUAUUCCUAAUGGUUUGUACACUUAGGGUAUAAGAAUAUAAAAUUAAUUUAAUUUAAAAGGCCUGUGCUGCAAUAAGGAGCUUUGUUUUGGUUGAGAUCCUCCUGAUUUCUUAAUGUGUAAUAAGUUUGUUCUGUAAAGUUAACUCUGCUUCCUAUCUAUCUAGCCACUGCAAUGAGUUCUACCAACCUAGUAACAGCAUUAGUACUGUCAAACAGCUAUGGUGAGAUAAAGAGGAAGUUGUCUGGCUGAUAUACCUUUCUGUUACAUAAAAAAGUAAUGUAUGUGGAGAUGCAUUUGGGUCUGAGAACCCAGUCAUCCAGGAUGGGCAUGACUCAAACCAGUUGGAUCAGAUGUGGCUGGACCUCUUCCCUCCUACUCUGCUCCUCGUCAACCCCUUCUCUCUUGAUGAAUCUGAGGAUUCACUCAAAGCAGCACACGUUCAUGUACCUCCAUUCUGCCUCCUUAUAUUUGUAAAUACACAGCUGUUGAUAUUGCAACCAUACCAAUGUGUCAUGUUAGAAGUAAAUAACAAAGUGAAAUCUAAA
Molecule: messenger RNA, 3230 nt
Organism: Oncorhynchus kisutch (coho salmon)
Lineage: Eukaryota; Metazoa; Chordata; Actinopteri; Salmoniformes; Salmonidae
Gene: dnaja3a
Product: DnaJ heat shock protein family (Hsp40) member A3a
Exons: 10
Coding region: 395-1591 (398 amino acids)
Biological process (GO): protein folding; response to heat; negative regulation of apoptotic process
Cellular component (GO): mitochondrion
Molecular function (GO): ATP binding; protein kinase binding; heat shock protein binding
Source: RefSeq, a predicted model, not a curated record